AGAACUGUCGUCAGUAGUAUGGUUGGUAGUCACUGUCGGUGUAGUCGUUGCAGUGGAAGGAACGAAAGAAGUAACUAAUUGUAAUUCUUUAAUCAUAUUGUUUUUCUAUGAUUGUUUAUUUUGAUAUUUGACAAUCAUUUGUGAAAUUGAUCAACAUUUUAACAACACAUAAAAUCUCCGUUUUAAUAAUUACUAGUGAUAGAUGUGUAUGACUGAACAAUCUAAGUGAAAAAAAUUUUUGCUUUGUAAAUAAUACAUUAUGGAUAUCAAGAAAUUGCAAGAAUUCAUGGAACUGGUAGGCAGAUUGAAGAGGUAUUGGCAUAUUCCUUAAAAUAGAAUAUAAAGAAAGGCGAAGUUUGAAGGCCUGGGGCGACCGCCUAUCCUUCAUUACUUUCGGCUAUGGAAAAGCAGGUAUCAACACUUUAAGGCGCCAUAAAUUAAACCUUCAUCUGCAUUGUAUGAAGACCAAUGGUCCCAACAUCUUACGAUUGCGAUUACCUGAAUUCUACAAUAGGAAAAGGUAGCGAAACUGUGGAAGGAUACAGAAAGCUAUGUUCUCUCCCUCGCUAGAACAAAAGCUAGCGGGUUCUGACCUUUUGCGCGGCUGCGACGCCGAGGCAUAUGAAAAGAACAGGAUGGGUUCAUAAGAAUGUGUCUGACCCAGAAACAAUCGCAGGUCACAUGUAUAGGAUGGCCAUACUUUCCUUCUUGGUGAAUAAUGACGAGAACUUAGAUACAGUCAAGAUCAUGCAGAUGUCUUUAAUACAUGAUUUAGCAGAGUGUAUUGUGGGAGAUAUAACACCUCAUUGUGGUAUUCCACCUGAUGUAAAACAUAAAUUAGAAGAUGAAGCUAUGGAAAACAUUUGUAAACUCCUUGGAGACAGAGGACUUACGAUAUUGGAAAUAUUUCGUGAAUACGAGAAGCAAGAAACCCCAGAAGCAAAAUAUGUUAAAGACUUAGAUAGAUUAGAUUUAAUUAUGCAAGCAUAUGAGUAUGAAAAAAGGGAUAAUAUUCCUGGAAAAUUAGAGGAAUUCUUUUCGGCAAAUGGAAAGAUAGGACAUCCUUUUAUCAAGAAACUAGCAUCUGAAAUUACUGCAACAAGACAGGCUCUAUGUAGCAAUUCAACUAGUUCAAUAUAAAGUUUUAUCUGUUUGUUAUGAAGCAAAACAUUAUAAAUUUCAUAAUUGUAUUUAAUAGCUAUAAUAUAAUAAUAUAAUAUUUUGAUGGAAAGUAAAGAUAAAUAUGUUUGGAGCUACUACUUCAAAUAUAUUUCCAAUUAUACCACAUAGUGGUAUUUUUCUUUAUUUUCUAUGAAAAUAAAUGUCUAUAAAUAUUUUAUUAACAAAUUUUUUUAAUAGCAAUAUUUAUAACAAAUUUAAUUAAUAAAACUUACAAAGUAUUAGAUCACUGUGACAGAUACUUUGAGAUUUAAUAUCAAAUAAUAAAAAAAAUUGUACCUUAAGCUUAUCAUAUAUUCAAUUUAUCCAUUAAUCUACUAUGAAUGGCAAAUAAAUUGUGCUAAUUAUCGUACGAUAAAUUGCAAAUAUGCAGACACAAUAAAAAAGAUAAGAUAAUUAUAACUUUUAAUGAAAAUAAACAAAGAUAUAAAAAUCGAUAAGAUAAAGAAAA
Bombus terrestris (buff-tailed bumblebee) is the source of this 1630-nucleotide messenger RNA. RefSeq names its product 5'-deoxynucleotidase HDDC2. The record is from RefSeq and is a predicted model, not a curated record. Gene Ontology annotation, cellular component: cytoplasm. NCBI's taxonomy places the organism in Eukaryota, Metazoa, Arthropoda, Insecta, Hymenoptera, Apidae. Bases 622 to 1140 code for a protein of 172 amino acids. The transcript is spliced from 5 exons. Gene Ontology annotation, molecular function: 5'-deoxynucleotidase activity.